Messenger RNA from Morone saxatilis (striped sea-bass), 8051 nucleotides. It is a transcript of the gene mgll, whose product is annotated as monoglyceride lipase. The record is from RefSeq and is a predicted model, not a curated record. Lineage: Eukaryota; Metazoa; Chordata; Actinopteri; Moronidae. Gene Ontology annotation, molecular function: lipase activity. Gene Ontology annotation, cellular component: membrane.
GGCAGUGCACACACCGUCCUCUGCAUUGUAAUGCCACACAUGCCAUUAACACCAUGUAGCCUGGAUUUACUGUGUAUCCGGUUGGACCUGGUGUCAGGGAAGCCUCGUGCGUAAUGCGAGAGAGAGGGGGAGAGCAGGUGCUGGGGUGUUGCAGGCAAAAGAGAGACCCCUCCAUGCCCGAGCCGGGAGCUGCUCCGCGGCGGAGUCCGCAGGGAGUCCCCUACACCGACCUGCAGCACAUCGUCAACGCCGACGGACUGCACCUGUUCUGCCGCUACUGGGAGCCCGCCGGUCCGCCAAGUUGGCCAUGGACAGAGCGAAGGAGACAGGAUGAACAUCAAAGAUUUCCAGGUUUACAUCAGAGACUCCCUGCAACACAUUGACCUGAUGAAGUCUCGCCACCCCGACCUGCCCGUCUUCAUUGUGGGGCACUCCAUGGGUGGUGCUAUCUCCAUUCUGACGGCAUGUGAGAGACCUAGUGAUUUUUCCGGAGUGGUUCUGAUUGCUCCGAUGGUCCAGAUGAACCCAGACUCGGCCACACCGUUCAAGGUUUUUUUGGCGAAGGUCUUGAACCACAUGCUGCCCAGCCUCACUCUGGGCUCAAUUGAGUCCAAAUGGGUCUCACGGGACAAGAAGCAGGUGGAGGCGUACGAUGCCGAUGAGCUGAACUUUCACGGCGGCAUGCGGGUGUCGUUCGGCAUGCAGCUGAUGGGGGCGGCGGCACGUAUCGAGAGGGAGAUCCCAUCUAUCAGCUGGCCCUUCUUGCUCCUGCACGGCGACGCUGACAAACUCUGCGACAUCAGAGGCUCCAAGAUGAUGCACGAGAACGCUCCGAGCUCUGACAAGAAAAUCAAGGUCUACGAGGGAGGCUACCAUGCCCUCCACCACGACCUCCCCGAGGUAGCUGAGUCCGUGUUGAAGGAGGUGACCAGCUGGAUCACAGAGCGCCUCCCCGCCACGACAUCUCCAGAACCGCAAGGCUCCUAGACUCUUGACUUGGACAAUCCCGGUCAGCUCUCACAGGCAACUGCCAGCCGUCGUCGUCAAGAGGCCUGCUCACUCUCCAGACAGGCAUAACAAUACCAUUACACUCUCUGGUCUGGGAAAUACACCUGGGCAUACAGACUAUUUUCUCUGUAUAAAAAGUUUACUGACUUUAUCCUCCGGGCAUAUAUUGCUCUACUAUAUAUCCACUUCUCCUGUGUACCUAUCAAAUAGCCCAAGUUACACUGAUUUAAAUUGAAUGAUGGGGGUCAGAAACCACUUCCACCUCUAGGUGCGCCUCACUAAAGCAAAGCUCAAUUAAAGUAAAGUUUAAGCUACAGUAUGCUGGGGUUCAAAGUGCAAUAAUGAAGUUUGCAUCUCCAUGUUUAUACACAUAGGCCAGAUAGUAGUAAUGACAAAAGUAAUGUUAUACAAUAUUGAUCUGCACAAGGGCAUUUCCUUUUUGUUCAUCCACUAUUCACAGACAGGUCAGAGGUCCGGAUCAGCUGGAGCUUAGGGUGAAUACUUGAUAGCUAGGCCCUCACACUGCUUCUCUGCCUUCACAGUGUCAGUAGAUGUGUAAUAGACAAUAUAAGUGAAUACAAGUUUUCAGUGAGAAAGUUUUGUUAGUGCUUGCCUGGAAGCAGUUUCUAUUCCUGGUUCAGAUUUGACAGCUCAGGAGGAACUGUCACACACUCUCUUCCAAAUCUCCUCCGCCUCUUUUGCCUCCUCCAUGAUUGUUUUACAAAUAACCUAAAAUACCACUUUAGAUGCAGGCAGCUCUUGUAGAGUCACAUUGAAACUUAAACUGUAAGCACAUGUGACUCUGUGUAUAUAUUACAAAUCCUCUCCUCUCCUGACCCUUUUUUUGGCAGUGAUACAUUAAAUAUGGAGAUCUGGUCUUAUCUAUCUAAAUUAAGCCUAAAUUAUAAUUUUAAAUCUAGUCCUAAUAGUUAUAUUCAUUUGGCAUGUUUUACAAAUUAAGUGGCCAAAUAUUUCAAAUCUUGUAUAUUUUUUACCACCUAUGAAGUGAUAUUGUAUUUAUUUUCCUUUUAUAGUCAAAGGAGAACACCACAGCUUAUUAACUGAGGGACCAAUAGACACAAUGACUUUCCAUGUUAAGUAAUAUAUGUCUUUCAGUGGGUCUAUUUAAGAGAGUAGGAGAAUGAAGAGGACGCAAAUUAACCAGGUAAAGCUGCUCCAUCUCUCUCUGCAGGUGGGAGUUAGGAGGAGAGUGUGAAGGUCAAAAGGUCUCCCCUCUAUGUGACUUUUGACCUUUAGGGUCAUAGUUGACUUCACUGUUAGAGGCUUUCUCCUGAGCCAUAACUUCAUUAAGCUCAGACUGCAGACAGGGGCCCAGAUGGAGAAUGAAAGGGACACAUCACUCUGUUACUGUGGACAAAAGAGUAGCCCUCCUCUGUUCACAUCUGCCAUUUGGUGGACACUUUUCAUCCAAACCACCUUAAAGUAAUAUGGCUGCAUACAUUUCUAGCAUGGGAGGCCACAGCGGGAAUCCAGUUCCUAUCUCAGAACAAUGCCGUAUUCAUGAUUGUUUUGAGAAAACAGGAUGUCCUGUAGAGGAAUUGCAUUUCAGAAAGUGGUAUUACUGAGAAAUAAACUUUUGGAUUCAAAAGCACCAUUGAGGACUGCACCUAAAACCCACAGCAAUCUAGCAUAGGGCCCAUGUAUAUUAAUGUUAAAAAAUCACCCACUUUAAAUAAUAAAUACAUUCAGGCUAAUUGCUACCAUUGAGGACAGUAUAGUGAUGUGUUCUCUACUGAAAAACGUACUAAAUUUUGGUGCGAAGUAACCUCAGUAUUUCUAAAGGUCUGUGUACAGCCCUGGAUGCCUGUUUUGUGCUGGCCAACUAGCAAACAGGAAAAGUGCUUUCAAACCUCUGAACCCCAUUUACAGUAAUAGUGGCUAAAGCAGGGGUCAAGUUCAUGUUUUACUUUUUCUUUAUGUGUUUUCAAAGUAAACUCUCAUAGUGCUCUCAAAACCCAGUUUCAAAUAGCAAUAAUGUCAUGGUAGCGUAUAUUUUCGGUAGCUGGUAAUUAUAAUCUACACAGACACACUGAGCUCACCUUUUUAUAUUGUGAGGUUAGACUGUAAUUAGCAGGUAUCGCUAAGUGUUUUCCACCUCAAGCAUGAAAAAGUUUCUGCAGCACGAGUUCUCAGCCAACCCCCGACUCUAAACAUGGAAAGGCGUCAAAGGUUUUGAUCUUUGUAGCAAAACUCAGACAUACAGCAAGUGUCUCUGUCUGUUGACUUCAGACAUCAUGCAUGUCCUAUAGAAAGUACAGCUAUGUGCAGUGCUUGGAGAGAGACCCAAGAGAUUUGGCUUUUUAGGGGCUUUUUUUCUGUAUCAGCCAGAGUUCAAAGGGACUCAUGCAGAGAGAGUAAGGGAAGCACAGAGCGGUAUCCACGGUGACCGUUACUCACGUGUAACCACGGCAGCAGGCUGGCGGCACAGUAUUUUUUCUUUUUAAUUCCAUUUUACAUGUGUAGUAACCAGGGUGAUCACAGUUAGACUGAUAGAAUGAGAUGAAUUUCUGGCCUCAUGCCUGCUCUGUCUGUUUAACCUUCUAUUUCCUCACUCUUACCCUCUCUCACUCUCCCUCUCUCACCCUGUGUCACCCUGUUUCGCCACCUUUUUUUUAAGUUGCUGUGGUGACCAGCGCUCUUUGUUCUGUCCAUCACAGAGCCCCUUGUUCUACUACAGAUUCAAAGGACUUGUACUGCCAGCCACCCACACUGUCCCUAGUGGUCAAUUAUCAGAACAGCAACAGGUUACAUUACAUUUUGUUACUGUUCAGCUUUUUUUUCUUGUUCUAUAAUUAGUCAUAGAGCUGCCGCUCAUGUAACAGGGAAACCAUCAUGUAACCUGCCACAGACUGCUCAGCUUUAUGCUGUAUCUUACACACUAAAUGGCUUCAUGAACUCAAAAAGCUGACACUUUUGAGAGUGUAUGCAAGAGUUUAACCAAAAAUUGCUCGCCUGCCAACAUGCUCUGCAGACACUUUCCAGCUCUGAUGUAUUUUGCUAUUUUUAUCUCAAUUGUCUCUGAUGUUUGCAAACUGUUCUCUGAUCUUGGUACGGAGUGAACCUACUGAGUUGCAUUCAACAAUUGGACAUUAACGAACGGAGAUCAAAAGAAAAGCAAAGCAUGGCAAGUUUAUAAAAUCCCUUCUCAAAAUGCAACUCAGAGUUCUUUGCAUAAUGCCUACAAUGCAUACAUAAGACCUAAACAACAUAGAAGCCCAUUUAAAAGAAAAGGGAAACAAGAGAGAAAGAAGGGAGUUCUCUGUUUUCUCAGGCAUCAGAAGACAUUUUACCAGACCAAAUAUCAGGUUACAUCAAGUCAUAGCUUAAGGUGUGAUGUGUUCAUCAGUCCCACUGGGAAUCAGACCCUUAACCUCAACCACAACUGCAGGGCUUUAUAUCACAAGCACUUCAAACACAAUGGACCCCUGAUUGGGCUGCAGCAAGCACAGGGCACACAAAGGCUACAGAGUCCCAGUUGUAUUCAAACUCCUAAUAGCACCCCUGCUAUGUAACAGUAAAUUUCAAAAGCUCUACCUGUCAGACUACAUGAGUGCAUAUUACUGCUAUCCUUAGCUAUGGGGGCGGAGAGAGGUGAAGAAUGAGUGAGAGGAGAAGAGAGAGAUAAAGACAGGAGAGAAGCUGUCAGUAACCAUGGCAGCAGGGUUGUUUUUUUUUCCAGAGACAUCAGCCAGUAAAAAAUGUUUGUUAAUGGUGCAGGACGUACAACAGACGUUGGUUUCAGAGCUGGUUGUCCAUUUUGCUGCUCUGAGGAUUCCCUUUUGUGUGAGCAUGGAGAUAAGAGAGCACACAAUUACUGUCAUCAGUUCACAGUGAAUAAUAAGAGCUGCAAACACUCACUGAAUUCAAAUCAGGCUGCUCUGUUGUUUGUACUGAAAACACACUAUUAACGUUUUAGCAAAGAAUCAUUUUCUUGGAGUUUUUCAGACCAAAAUGUUUCUUUUUUUCUAGAGAAUUUGUGCAUUUUUGCCCACAUCCAUCCCUUGUCUUGAUUAAAAAUCAGUGGAAAGCCUUGUACUGUAAGCCUCCCCUGUCCAUGCCGGUAUCUUUUUCUGCUGGCUAGUUUACUUCUACAAGCAUGAAUCGUAUGCAGGUUUGCCAUACUGAGAGAUAGCCAUGUACAGAUGCAUUGAUCUGUUAAUAUGUAAUAAUUCACUCGACUGUUAAUAUCUUUUUUAUUUAGGACAGAAGAUCCAUGUUAAGUUAGGGAGAGAAAAUAAAUGAAGGCAGGAAACCGCUGAAUCUAAUCUUACCAAGCGAAAUUCAAUUGGCCUGCAGUUUUGUCAAUGGGGCCAUUGUUUCGUUUUUGUGUUUUUUAUCUCGACUUUAUGACUGUUUCUAAGAAAAGAGCUGUUAUAUAUGAUAGAGGACUAAAAGGCACAGGCCAGUUUUUCUGUAAUUUUAUGAGAUUAAACUGCACUGGAAAGAUUCAGUGCAGAGUUUGCAGGAAGUUUCGAGUCAGUGCUUAAGUGUACAGCAAGAAUUGAACAGGUCUUCUCCAAAAUGCUGUAAAUGCAUGAAAAAAUAAACCUUAAGUUUAUCAUGUCUGUAAAAUACUGAAGAUCCAGGUUGUUAAAGUAUCACCAAUUCCUCCCCUGAGAACUUAAAAAACUUCAGUCAUUUGAAAUGGUUGAUUUUGCAUUUUGGAACAAACCCCAAUUCAAAUCUUGCUGCUUUUAUUAACAGUGUUGAUUGAUGAGAUUUAUUUCUAAUGGCCAGACUGCUUGAUUACUGAACAUAAUUGUAGUAAACUGUUUAAUAGCAUAGCAUUGCUAACAAUACUUAGAGUAGUAUAGAAAUCAAGAUAUUUUACAAAUAUUUUAUUUAUCUUGUCUGUGAGUAUUUAUAGGAAUUACUUUUAUGUAUGCUACUAUAUAUUGAUUACACAUCAUCACAAGGCACUUUUUAUACCAUAGCUCAGUCAUAUUAUGUAAUUUCUACUGUUGAUGCUCGGCUACAUGAAGCUCCAUAAUACUUUUUGAGAUGGAACCUGGUUCAAGGUUGUUUGUAUGUACAGUCAGCAAUCCCAAAAACGUAUGACAGUUCUUCUAACAUGGUUUUGCACAGAGAGUAUUUUACUACUGUCUGUUUAAGUCGGCGUUGUGUUGAUAAAAAACUCAAGUUUUGUUGCAGUUUGCCACAGAACAAUGAAUGUUUAAACCAUCUGAUCUUAAAAUGUUUUUUGUUUUGUGACAGGAUCUAACCAAGCAGUGUGUUAUAUUGCUACAAGUUUGGGAAACUCUUGUACUUCUUUCCCAAAUGUACUUUUCAGGAACUUACUUUUUUUAAAUUAUGGACAUGGAUAUGAGUGAGAGACUUAAUGUAGCGCUCUCCAUUCAUAAAACCUUCUGUUACGUCUCAGAUAAAAGACAAUUUGGUCAAAAUAUACUAAAGGACUAAAUUGCAAGUAUCAGGUUUUCUCCUAACAGCAGCAUUUUUCUGGGAAAAAUAAGCCUCGGAUUCAUUUGACUAAGAAUUCCCCCCAAUUUAAAGAGAUUUUUAUCUGAAUAUAUAUUUUACGAUUAUUUUUGGAUUGUGGUCUAGUGUUGUUUGUGCCUUAUUAUUAUGAUGAUCGGUAUCUGAGUGUGUUUGUGUGCGUACAUGUUUUGAUAUAGAUGAACUGUGCUGUUGUUCUGUUAUUCCGUUGCUCUGGUUUUCUGUCUGUCUGUCGUCACAUCUGUUUCUGGUUUCUGGUUCAGUAAUUGUGUCUGUCUGCUUGUCUUCCUCCUGUCUGUCUCUUUCGAUUAAUGUGUGUCUGUCUGAAUUUCUGUCCAAUCAGAGGUCUAAGCAGAUUUGGGUCAAAAACAAUUUCUACAUUUUUCCGUGUAGGCUGAGAUACAGCUCAUAAAUACCUCCCAGCUCCUUUAAACACCUGUUUCGUUUUAGUCUGCCUAAAGACACCCACAGUAUCAAGAAACACAAUACAUACGUACAAUAAAGACAAGGAUUUGUACUACUUGGGUUGCUAUAGGAUAAUGACUAUAAAAUCUGUUUUUUUCCCAAUGGUUCCCAACAGUUAACAGGAAGUUCAGUUCAUCCCAUGAUAUUAACAAAGGGAUUUAUAAUACAAAAAAAAAAAACUUUUUGGACCACCCUGAAAAAAGCCUGUAGCUGUACUUUUUCUUUGGUGUUUCAAUGUUGAAACUAUGAUUUGUGUUUAUUUAAAGAAAAAAAUAUAAUAGCUCUGAAAUAUUCGCAGUUGGUUUCUGUAUUUUUGGCAGAACUGGAGACAUGGUUUGUCAUUACAGUACUUGUACUGUGCAGUUACUCUGCAGUUUUUGCACAAACAAAUACUGGCCAUAGUUACAGGUAAAGAUCUUAAUUGUCUUGGAAAUUCUUAAAUGCAUCGUCAGUCAGCUGUAGUGGAAAACUCAGCUAUGUGAUGUAGAAACUAGAAAGACAUAUGAAUUAUUGACAGGAAAAGCAGUGCUCAUCCCAUACAGUAUAAAUGUAAUAGAGAAAAUAAUGUUUUUUUCAUUAUAUUAUUGGAAAAGAAUGUAAAUCAAACCCUAACAUGAUCACAUGUUGACGUAAAGUGUCAAGUCAAUUGGAGUUGGUGUGUAUAGGCAGCACAUAGUGGACCACAUAAUGUUAUAUUGAAACAUCACAUUCUUGAGUCUUCCCUGUAAAGUAAUGUGUUGUUUGUUUUAACAGUCUGCUGUAUACUGUAUGACACUUUAGUUGAAUAGCCCAGUGCUGAUACUUAACUCUCAUGUGACAAAAUGUAGAUGUUAAAACCUUAAUUUAACUCAGAUUUAUAUAAUAAACAUUGGCUUUUCUUUUCUUUCUUUUUUUUAUUUUCACUGACGCAUCGUAGUCACGUCAUAAUAAGUAUCUGCAUUGGACAAUUUUUUUCAAGUGUGACAAAAUAUUGUAUAUAAGAUGUAUAAAACGUGUAAUAAUGGAAUUACUUCUGAAUCACUGAAAGUCAAACUACUUGUUACUAGAAUGUUCAUAAUGUUCAUAAACUCUUACAGAAUAAACUAUAUGACUGUUGAACUGUA